AUGUCGAAUCACUCAUCUGCACAAAAUACAAGCUUUUUCCAACCAGAUCGAGCUCCAUUUGCACAGGGACAACAUAAUCAAUUUGCUCAGUUUACGGCUGCAGCCAGUCACGGCUAUCAACCACGACCACAAAUGUCUGCAACAACGACUACAUCCGCAGUUGUACCUCGUCCAACCGAUACACCUUCCCAAACCAACAAACUAUUUCCACCACCAGAUAUUACAGUUGCUGCUUAUUUAUCACAAUUAGAUAAACAACAAUAUAUAAAACCAUUACCACCACAACCGUUUAAUUUAGAAAAGGUUAAAGAUUUUAAAUUUGUGACGGCCGAUAGUCUCGUUCUUGAGACACGUGAAAUUUAUGAUAAAGUUAGUGACACAUUUCAAUGGGAAAUGUGUUUAAGUGAAUCAGAUCGUUGUAUAAAAUUUAUUCAAGAAAAAUGUGCUAAGAAACGAGUAUUUUUGGUAACAUCUGGCGGAUUAGGACAUAUAAUUAUACCUGCAGUCCAUGAUUUACCACAAGUAUAUGCUAUUUAUAUUUAUUGUGGAACUAUGGAAUUUCAUUUGCCAUUACAAUCGAAAUAUUCGAAAGUUCGUGUUGUUUGUAGUCAUGAUGACCAAUACUUAAUACCUCAACUUGCUGUUGAUGUUGCACAAGCUAAUAUUGAUUGGGGUGAUGCACUUGUUGCCAAAGGUGAUCGUGCGACAGCUAAAGAAAAAUUCGAAAAGGCAUUGACAAAUUUAGAGCAAUACGCAAAAAAACCUGAUCCAACUAUGAUAGCUCAAGUUAAAGCAAAAUUAGAACAAUGCAAAUAA
Molecule: messenger RNA, 816 nt
Organism: Adineta steineri
Lineage: Eukaryota; Metazoa; Rotifera; Eurotatoria; Adinetida; Adinetidae
Source: the annotation of a GenBank genome assembly